AUGACGAGUGCUGUCGUUUAUAUCGAGAAGCAGUUUCAAAUUCCUUCACGUUUAAGCGGAACUAUGGUGUCAGCCGGUGAUUUUGCAUAUAUACCGAUUGUUAUAUUCACCAGUUAUUUUGGUGGUAAGGGAAACCGAGCACGAUGGAUUGGCGGUGGAUGUAUGCUGAUUGCAGUGGCGAACUUUCUAAUUAGUUCAUCGAAUUUCUUAUUCGCGGCCGAAAAAUUUCACGUGAAUAGCAGUUAUAUACCAAGCUCUUUAAUAGGCCCAUAUCAUACGGAGAAUGAAGAGUUUGUAAAUGUUCCCAUUGUCGUAAGUAAAUCGGACACCUCAAAUUUCGGUCCGUUUAUGAUGAUCUUCGGUGGACUGAUGCUUCUAGGAGUUGGGAGAACAAUGCCAUUUUCACUUGGUUUACCGUUGAUGGACGAUAACGUGAAGAAAAACAAUCUACCGCUAUAUUAUGCGUUCAUGUUCUUUGCGAAGAUCGUUGGGCCACUUAUUGGACUGUUGGUUGGCAGUAAACUUAACCAAAUCUACUACACAUUUGAUCCUCCUCACGGUCUUACUCCUCUUGAUCCGAUGUGGAUUGGAUGCUGGUGGCUCGGAUUUCUUAUCUUUGGCGCCCUUUUAUUCUUCCCUUCACUGGCACUCUUUCUUUUUCCAUCGGAUACUCUUGACGAAGACGAUGCAAUUUCGAUAACAAAACUUCCACUUAGUGGAGACUCUGGCUUUCAAUUACUGGAGUGUAUAUUUAAUAAGCAAUACAAUUUCAUGUUUAGAUUCUUCCUAUUCAUUGGAAAAUACCUCGAACUUCAAUUCGGAGUGCCGCAACAUCGAAUUCAAAAGUACAUCGGUGGAAAGAUUGAAUAUUCAGGACGAAAAGCAGCGACUUGGGUAGCAGUCUGUUCACUUGUUUCCGCACUGAUGUCAUUUGCUAACGCUGCUGUCGGCUGUAAAUCUGUCAUUGGUCAGAUCGGUGAUCAAGCAGUGAUGAACAACUUUACUUUCCCAUCAUGUCGUUCGGACUGCAAAUGCGAUGGAAUGCCAUUCUAUCCAGUAUCAGGUUUUUUGCUUUCUUGGGGAGGCUUGAACCAAAAUCGCUUAAGAAUUCUUGGAAUAUCUUCAUUUAACAGUUUUUCUUAUAAAUGGGUUUUCUAUUUAGAACACUGCAAUAGUCAAUUCUUUACUUUCUUCAUAAAUAAAGCAGUCGGAGCCUUGUUUGGUGGUUUGUCUGUUGUACCAGGAAUGCUUAUCGUACUUAGGUCAGUGCCACCUGAACAUCGUAGCAUUUCCCUCGGUUUUAACGGCUUCCUCGUCAGCUUGUUUGCCACACUUCCAUCACCUGUGUUUUGGGGUAAGAUAUUCGACAUGAGCUGCAUAAUGUGGCAAAAUCUAUGCAAUAAAACUGGCGCCUGUGCAAUUUAUGAUACUGAUUGGCUUCGAAUACGGUUGAAUGUUAUUUAUGGUAGCCUGUGUCUCAUCGCACUUCUAUCCGACAUAUGGGUAAUCUACUGGGCUAGAGGACUUUCGCUAGUUGAUGAAGAGAGACAACAAAAACCUAACGAUGGACUAGAGCGUGAACUCGUACCACUGACUGAAACGUCACAAGCCGAAUUGAAAAGUGUGGACUUCAGUACAUCACUUAGUAAAGAAACAGUGUUGGAAGACCGAUUCUAA
Messenger RNA from Angiostrongylus costaricensis, 1677 nucleotides. NCBI's taxonomy places the organism in Eukaryota, Metazoa, Nematoda, Chromadorea, Rhabditida, Metastrongylidae. The record is from the annotation of a GenBank genome assembly.